Lingula anatina is the source of this 3197-nucleotide messenger RNA. RefSeq names its product mdm2-binding protein-like. The record is from RefSeq and is a predicted model, not a curated record. Lineage: Eukaryota; Metazoa; Brachiopoda; Lingulata; Lingulida; Lingulidae. Gene Ontology annotation, biological process: traversing start control point of mitotic cell cycle; regulation of protein ubiquitination; protein localization to kinetochore. Gene Ontology annotation, cellular component: kinetochore.
CGGGAAAUUAACAAAAUUAACCUCGUAAUAUUCGACUGUGCCAGAGACAUCAAACUUCGUCCUUCGGCUUUAGCUUAUAUUUCACAAACUUGACAUGUCCAUAGUUUAUUGCCCACAAUACAGAGACAAAACAUGGAUCGCUAUGUAUUAGUUUUGUGUACCGAUAUCAUCAGUGAAGACAGUACACUGCUACCUGCUGUGCUGCAGAAGCUUACAGAAGACGCCAGCAGAUAUAAAGAAAUUACCAUCACUACGUAUUUUGGAGAGGCCUCCCAGCAAGUGUACACUGCUUUUGUCCACCCCCUCUCUGGUCAAGAUGGACGCCCUAUAGCUGACCACAAGCAACAACAGACAAAGUCCAACUCUGAGAAUGUCAAAUGGGAGGCUUUUACGAACACUGACACAUUCUGUAAGACACUUCAAGAAAUGUUACACGGAAAACAGACAAAUUGCCCAGCUGCACAGAGUGAAGACACUGAUUUAAUGGCAGAACAACUUCACCUAAUGGCAGAUGCUCUGCCAUACACAGGUUUCUUGCUGGACAUCAUUUGGUUUGGGAAUGUGAAUUUCAGUAUUGAAUCCAACCUGGGACUGUAUGGUGCUUUACAAAGACUUGUUACCUGUCACCAUGGGUUUGUAACACUGUUGUAUGAAAAUAUCCUGUCUGCAGAAGGCUGGGCCUGGGUAGAGGCGUUACAGGGCACUUCUUGCUCAAUAGGUGGCAGCACUCGCUUGCUCGUGGAUACGCUAUGGAGGGGAAGUGUGACAUUUCACAAUACCAAGACAGGAGACACCCUCAGCGUACCAAACCUGUCACUGAGUCCCACGACAGGCUCGGUGUUGACUGGUCAGUACAGUAUACAUGUAGUACAGAGUGACCAGAAAGUAAGUGACCAGAAAGGACAACAUUAUGGGACAGUGAGCAGGAGAAAGAAGCGACAGCCUCCAGUUCUGGCCAUGUCUCCGCAUCUGGUUUUCCUGGAUGAAGUAUACCUAGGUGACGUUCCCACAUAUGUCUUGUCUAACAGCAAGUUUAAACUAAGUUUAAUGUCCAAAAUUUCUGAUGCCAACUCUUCUUCUCAGGCAUUUCUAGAGAGGAUCAAUAAAAGAAAAGAGUUUGGUACAAUAGUACGUCUGACCUUUGGCCACAGUACUGACCCCCCCAUUGAUGACCUCAGAGUGGACACCCAGACCUGGAUGAACAGAGUCAUCAACAACGUGACAGCAGAAGAUAGCAUAGUCAAACUGUCAGGCAGCACAGACUAUCACAACUUCCUCCUGUUGUCUGCAGAGGAUGGGUCAUCCUGUAGCCACUCAGCAGACGACACUCUUAAUAUGGACCAUUGCUUUGCUUACUUGAUGAAAAAACCUGCAGACAUCAAUGGAGCAAUUGUAGACGAUUUAAUUAAAAUAGACAGGCAGAUGAAUCGCAAGCAGAAUGAAGAUAACAAAGCUAAGGAAAAAAUAUCAGAUACUUUAGGGACUGAAAUAAACUUUGCAAAUGCAUUAAGGAAAAGUGGAAUUAUUCAAGAUGUCAGAAAAGUGGCUGGUAAAAGUUCCCAGACAGGAAGAGGAAUUACCCACAAUGUCAAGACACCAGAUAAUGAAAGUGAAAGCAAAACUGGGUCAUACUGGUUGAUUUCACCUGAAAUUGAACAACAUGUGAAAGAAUUGUUAUCGGGGCAGCCCAAGUAUUCUCCGGAUUCACUGGUCAAAAUUGAAACCAAGAUAGCGGAUGCACAGGCUUCAGUGUUGAAACAGUGGAUAGAGUUCAGACAAGCAGAAGGACAGUCAACAAAAAUGGCUUAUUCCGAGCUGUUACAGCUGCUCUCUGAAGUGAGAAAACAGUGUCUCAGUAUUAUCAGCCAGCAGUGUGUCUUCCCCAGGACAAGUAUUAAAGAUGUGAAACUUCUUCCCAAAGACUCAUUCUCAGAGUUGGCUGUGGAACCAGACCAGUGGUUAGAGAGAGAAGCUCUGCUCCAUGUUGAAGACACUGUGAAGAAGAUCCAGAGAUACAAGUCUACAGACAGUCUGGGGGGACUCAUGCCACCUGCCAAAGAUGACUCUGUGACAUUAGAUGUGAGUGAAUUCCUGAAAUAUUUCAAGGCAGAUGGCAGCAGUGAAGCAGACAACCUGAAGCCAGUACAUUUUGGUAGAAGUAAGCAGUCACACCAGGUCGAUGGGUCACUGGACCCUGACGCAGUGUCCACUAUGAAGUGGCCAGAGGUGAAGAGGAGAUGCUUCCAUGAUAUGUAUUACAACAAUGAUGACACCACAGCAGAGAGGAAAGAACAGAAAGCAAAUCGUAUUCGGAGCAGAUAUAUUGGGAAUGAAACCGGGUCAACGUGCAAUGUCCAUCAGAGAAGUCAACCAGUCACCAUAGCUCAACUGACCAAUGCAGCUAAGAGAGAGAAAGAAAGAGACUUGAAGGAGCAAGAAAAGUUAUCAAAUGAUGUCGCCAAGAAAGGGAAAAGAAAGCAAAUUGGAGAAUCUACUCCUAGUGUGAAUAGAAAUAGUCUACAGUCAGUUAGACAGUCUGCAAGAAAGAGCAAAGAUGGCGCCUCCUUGGAAGAUCCUGUGCAGAUGUCUGCCAGAAAUAGAAAGAUACUUGUUCCAGUAAAAGCAGCUGAAAGAAAGAAGGCUGUGAAUCAACCAAAGGAUGCAAGAAGAGGAGAUUGUGGUAGAGAAGAGGUAGCGGCACAACCCAAGAUGUCUGCCAAAGCCCAGUCAUCAUCCCAGCCAGUCAGUAGAGAGUCCAGAUCAGAGAGACACAGGCGGAAACUGGAGGAGAUUGUCACAGCCACUCUGGUAGCCAAUGGUAUAACAACUGACCACUCUCUUUAUACGUCCUGCAAGACACGGCUUUAUAAACUGACUAAGAUGUACGUCAUGGAUCUAACUACUUCAAGAAAUCUGAAGGAAGAAAUGAAGAAAAUUGCAGAAGAUCACGUGAAACAGGUCAUCAGUUUUGAGACAAAAAGAAUAGACCCUUCAGCUUCAUGAUAACAGCUAGCCAAUCCUGAAUCAUGGCACAGUGUGUGGUACAAGAAGCUCAGGAAUGACUUUUGGCAGAUUAUUCAAUGAAAAAUAAGUGUGUAAUAAUAAACUGUGCAAUGACUCCAGUUACUGAGUCUGACUGAAUUUGUACAACUUUGAGAUAACCAAGGUAGAGCUCACUGGGUGUGUAAUCUUGACUU